Molecule: messenger RNA, 501 nt
Organism: Glycine soja
Lineage: Eukaryota; Viridiplantae; Streptophyta; Magnoliopsida; Fabales; Fabaceae
Exons: 2
Coding region: 1-501 (166 amino acids)
Source: RefSeq, a predicted model, not a curated record
AUGGUGGAAGAUGAAAGUAGGACUAGUGGGGAAAAGGAGUUAGAAGCUGAGGGAGAAAAAGAAAAGGAGGAAGAUCAGAUGAGGGAGAAAAAAAUAAGGAAGGAAGCACCAUAUCCCUUGGUGCCAUCUAGGAAGGACAAGGAACGACACUUUGCUCGUUUCCUUGAUAUCUUCAAGAAAUUGGAGAUAACUAUCCCAUUUGGAGAAGCCUUGCACCAGAUGCCACUCUACUCCAAAUUUCUUAAAGAUCUGCUGACCAAGAAGGGCAAAUAUAUGCACAACGGUAAUAUUCUGGUGGAGGGAAAUUGUAGUGCUGUUAUUCAGAGGAUACUUCCUCCAAAAUACAAGGAUCCAGGGAGUGUCACAAUCCCUUGCUUAAUUGGUGCUGUGUCAGUUGGAAAAGCCCUUAUUGACUUAGGGGCUAGCAUUAAUUUGAUGCCUCUAUCCAUGUGCAGAAGGAUUGGAGAGCUGGAAAUCAUGCCAACAAGAAUGACAUUUUAG